AUGACGGUGACUCAGGCAUGCACUGCAAAGUGUAGCUUUGAGUUUAUCAUAUCGAACGUUGAUAAACUCAAAGGCACAUUCUGCACACCGCCAUUUGCGACUUCAACAGAUCAUUUCUGGCAAGUCAAAUUUGAUCCGAAUCCAAAAGAUAUCCAAAACCAUUGUUCGGUCUUUUUAUGCGCGAUACCCAAUUCAGACGAAGAGUCGUCUAAUACACUAUGGGCGCGAAGACAUAAAGUAAAUGUCAUGAUGUGGAUGAAAGAUGCUGGCGGAUCAUCCAGCUCUCCACACAUUAUUAAUCCGGCCGAGUUGAAAAUGGGAAAUUAUUCCAAGGAGAAGCAAGUAUGGGGUUUCCCUCGUUUUUGUCGAAAGUCGGUCCUUACAAAGAAUAUCAUUAUCGGAAUAUCACUGAGCGAAGCUAAACUGGAUACCGAUAGAACGACAACUCCAUUAUCACGUAAAGGCGUACCAACUAACUUGCUCGAAGCGUGGCUGGGUGAACUGAAUAACAAUGACAUUGCAGACGUUCAGUUUCUAGUACAAGGCAAACAGAUAUAUGCGCGCAGUUUCAUAUUAAGGAAGCGAUCGGAAUAUUUCAACAAAUUACUAAAAGAAGAGGACUUUGCUUAUGGGAUGAGGAUAGUGAGAAAACAACCCGGUCGGCGCAAUGUGCAGGCAAAUCGCGAAGCUGAUGUAGAUGCUCUUGCUUCCCUUGAAUCUAUCGGAUUAUACACUUACAUAAUCGAAGUAUCUGACUUUAAGCCCGAGACAUUUCUGGAAAUGCUUCGAUAUUUGUAUUCUAAUACCAUCACAUUUGAUGAAGAUGAAAAUUCAGGAAGGUCGAUUAUUGAUAUACUCAAGAUUGCUGACAAAUAUUAUCUUGACGAUCUCAGGCAAGUAAUCAUAUCUGAAGUAUCUAAAAGAGUAAAGAAAGCAAAUGCAGCAGAAACACUCGGUGAAAUUGUGUGGAAAGUCCCUGGAUUCAAACAAGAUAUGAUCGAUCUCGUAUUAAAGGCGUUUCCAGAGGCAAAGGCAGUCCAGGUGUUGCAGCAAGUCAGCAAAACAAUUACAAGAAAGAAACAACAACAUGCUUUACAAACAAUAGGAAAGAAAUCGUAUAAGAAAUAUGUUGAAUAUUGUAGAAUGCAGAUGAUCGAAGCCGAUGAUCCAAGCAUGGUGAAAGUGUGGGCUGAAAAGACCGUAGAUGCCCAAGUAAUUUAUUCCUUGGUUGACCAUAACGACGAAUGGUGGCCCAAAUUAGCUGGACUAACGAUACAAGAAGCCCAACCUAUAGUCGACGAUUUUAACAAGGAAAAGUCAAAAAAGGGAGCUGAAAAGAAAACUCCUAAAUCUCGACGGGAAGAACCUAUUAGGGAAGGCGUAGAAUGGUCAUCUGGUUCGUCUGGUCCCAGUCGACAGCGUCGUCCUGUAUAUGAUAGCCCAGCCGAUGUCUCGUAUGAACGGUCCGCCGCCAAACCGUCUAGUCGCAGCGAGAGUCGCGAUAGAGCACGAAGCGAUAGCCGUGCUACUAGUAGGUCUUCUACAUCUCGUCGACUUAGCCAGGAUGGAAUGUCGUUAUCUAGUCUUCCAGAAUCCUCUAGCCGGUCGUAUCAAUCACGGCAGACGAGUCGGGAUAGAAUGUCUUCCUCCACUUGUCCGAGAUCACCCAGUCCGCAAAGUCGCCAUGAUAGGAUGUCCACAUACGCAAGAUCCCCCAGUCCUUACAAAAAGGAUCGUGGCUCGCCUGUUAACUAUGGACGGCCUCUUAGUCCAUACACAGACGAGCGUGAUUCUUAUUAUGGUUAUAGCAGAUCUCAUAUUUCAUACGCCAAAGAGCAUGUACCGCCUGUUAGUUAUGGUAGAUCUCCUAGUCGAUCUAGUGAUCGAGAUAUAGCCUUUGAACAAGAAGCAGGAAGGGCGAGUGUUGUUCAGUCAUCAAAUAGUCGUUCAGUCAAGAGUGAAGCAUCUUUUCGUGAUAGUAGAAGUCUCGAUCAGAGUUAUCAUUAUCGAUUCGAAAGCGUCCCUAAAUCCUUCACAUUUAUGGAAGGGUUCGACGACUUUCUUCUAACAGGAUCUGAAUCUCCUAUAAAUAGUUACCCAUCCACGCCCCAAUCUACCUCCUCUUUAUCUGAUUGUGAGACAUCAUCUACAACAACAGACUAUUCCGAGAUUUUACUCUCCGUAGUAGUAGAGUACUCUCCUGGAAUAGAAUACGAAAGGGAACUGAAUAUAUGCCGCAAAUGCCUUCAACAACUCACCGGUGAAUACUAUUGUCCUCCUUGUUAUUCUGCGCGUCUAAAGGACGAUUUCUCCAACUGGACAAGCUGUCAUGAAAUCAUUGACGAGUUUAUCCGUGAAACACAACUCAAUGCCACUCAAAGAGAUGAAUUGUUAGAAUGGAUUCCGUACGAUCAAUUGGACGAAGUUAAAUAUUUGGCAAGAGGAGGAUUUGGAACUGUUUAUUCUGCUAUCUGGAAGGAUGGACCCAUCAAUUAUUGGGACGACAAACAAGAAAAGUGGUUGAGGAGGGAAACGUAUAAAGUGGCAUUGAAAGAUAUCAGAUCUGAUAUAACGGCUUUCGUGAGAGAACUUAAAACGCAAUACUUAUGCAGCACGCGUACAUCUACUCAACCUAAACCUAGAGUCUUAUGGAUUCUCGGCAUCACCCAAGACCCGGCGACUAAAUCCUAUCUUCUCGUAAUGCCGUAUGCCAAAUGUGGCGACCUUCGUCGCUUUCUCCGCAAGAAUUUUCCCACCUGUACAUGGACGCAACGCAUAACUAUGCUUUACUAUAUUGCUCAGGGAUUGGAUGACAUUCAUUCAGCUGGAUUGAUCCACAGAGACUUUCACACUGGUAACAUACUUCAAUUGUCUAACAACUAUUCGUACAUAGGAGAUUUAGGGUUGUCCAUACGUGUUGACGCGGUUCAAGAAAAGCAAAAGAUUUUUGGAGUAAUUCCAUAUAUAGCUCCAGAAGUUUUCCGUGGACAGGGAUACAGCAAAGCAUCAGACAUAUACAGUUUUAGCAUGGUGAUGUGGGAGAUCGCUACUGGUCGUCCGCCUUUUGGUCGAGUCGCUCAUGACGAGUACUUGGUCUUUGCCAUUUGUGAAGGGAAGAGACCCGAGAUCGGUUGUGGUAUUCCAAAGUUUUAUGCAAAAUUAAUGGAGAAAUGCUGGAAUGCUGACCCAGAGAAACGACCGAGCUGUAAAGAGGUUAUACGAAUUCUAUGGAAAUGGCGUACCGCUAUUGAUAGAGAUACUCCUCCCAUCGCAAACGAGAUUAAAAAUGUUGAAGAGUAUAGGCUGAGAAAUAUCGGAAAGGAGAUGCAAAGUAUUGAACAACCCACACAUUCAGAAGCAAUGUAUAGAAGUAGACGGAUGGUGUUAUCGGAUAAUGAUGACGGCAAGAAAAGUUUGAAAGUUGGCAUUGAACACCAUGACGAUGUUGAAGACGACCAAAGCACACCGCGCCUCCCAGUGGAACAUCUGGACAGUUGCGUUAUUGGAUGGGAUGAGAAAAUUACCCUACGGGACAAGGAUAGUCCAGUACCGGAACUCAGUCCAUCCAGUACCUCGUGUUAUUCAACGGCAUCUUUACACACAGGAAUGUCUCCGUUUUUGGCCAAUGUAGAUCUUAAUAGUGAAGAUCCCAGCAAGAUAGGCUCAAAAGUCCAAAACGAGAAUGUGAUGCAUACAGGAUUAACAUCCAAAAUAUCUGGAUUUCCGGAUUUAGAAGAAAUUUACCAAGCUGACACUGCCAACAAAAAACUAAAAACGCAAAAUUGUGAAUGA
This is a messenger RNA of Paraglomus brasilianum, 3792 nucleotides long. The record is from the annotation of a GenBank genome assembly. Lineage: Eukaryota; Fungi; Glomeromycota; Glomeromycetes; Paraglomerales; Paraglomeraceae.